AUGUGCGGAGCGUAUAGAAGCGAUGCAAUAAAAAUUAAAAAAUGUCACUCUUGUCAGCACAAAAGCCAACAAACAGUUUCGUGCGGCAUCUGCACGAUGUUCCCGUCGUGCAUAUCCCUGCUGCCGCGGAGGAACGAGCCUCGUCCCCCGCGCCCGGGCCAGGCGCCCGUCGUGCUCAACGUGUACGACAUGUACUGGACUAACUGGUACACGGCUGGGGCCGGCGUGGGCGUGUUCCACAGCGGCGUGCAGGUGCACGGCUCGGAGUGGGCAUACGGCGGACACCCGUACGCCUUCACUGGGGUCUUCGAGAUCACACCGCGCGAUGAACGUGAACUCGGCGAACAGUUUCGCUUCAGACAAAGUGUACACAUAGGAUAUACAGACUUCAGCGAGGAAGAAGUGAGACGAUUGGUGACAGAGCUCGGCAAACAGUUUCGCGGCGACAGAUACCACCUUAUGAACAACAAUUGUAAUCAUUUCACAUCGGCGUUUUGUUUGGCGCUCUGCGACCACGACAUUCCCUCGUGGGUGAACCGGCUCGCAUACGUCAGCUCCUGUGUGCCAUUCCUACAAAGAUGUCUGCCAAAAGAAUGGCUGACUCCGGCCGCACUGCAACACUCGCUGGCGGCGCACUCUCGUUCGUCCUCACCCAACACGCCGCAAUAG
Parnassius apollo (apollo) is the source of this 669-nucleotide messenger RNA. NCBI's taxonomy places the organism in Eukaryota, Metazoa, Arthropoda, Insecta, Lepidoptera, Papilionidae. The record is from the annotation of a GenBank genome assembly.